Molecule: messenger RNA, 2148 nt
Organism: Lontra canadensis (Northern American river otter)
Lineage: Eukaryota; Metazoa; Chordata; Mammalia; Carnivora; Mustelidae
Gene: TMUB2
Product: transmembrane and ubiquitin like domain containing 2
Exons: 4
Coding region: 909-1847 (312 amino acids)
Molecular function (GO): protein binding
Source: RefSeq, a predicted model, not a curated record
CCGGGAGAAGCCGGAAGAGACGGGACCCUGGACAGAAUCGGGGAUAGCCAGCCCCUCCCCCGGCCCCUACGGAAAGGUGAGUCCAUGGGCCGUCCUGGCGAAAUCAAAACAGUUAGUCUGGCCGUUUCAGGUGAGGACUUCUUUCCCUAUCCAGGCACAGUACCGGCUCAAUCCCCCUUUAAUUUCCCAUGACUCCCCGCGUACUCAAGCCCCGCCUCCAGGCCCCCAGCCCCGCCCCAAAGUUUGAGGGGUGUGAAUGGUUUGUGACCCCCCUCACCGGACUCUACCCCUUAUGGGCUGGGAGAAUUGAGCUUGGCGGCCAGGAACUAGGUAGCCUUUCGCCUCGGGUGGGCCCACCGACUCCUCUCCAGCGCCGCGGGAAUAGGGCCGCCCCACGCGGAGUCUUCGCCUCAGAAAAGGCACGGUCGGGACCCCUCCUCACCGCGCGGUCAGGGUCGCCUACAGACUGAGGAGACCCCCAAAGGCCUCUGAGGCGGGAGACGUGGGGUCCUCCCCCACCCAAGAAAGUGCCCUGUGUCUGUGCCAGUCGUUUUCGCCUCUGUUCGCCGCAGUUUCCUUUUCUGUAAAUCAGGAUUGGUGACAUUAACCAUCUUACCGUUAGGGGCUAGUUGUGGGAGCGAUAAGUAAUUGCUGCCAUUUAUUGAUUGAACCAUUGCAAUGUGCCAGACACUGUGCUAAGUAUUUUGCUUCGUUGAUUUCCCGUCACCGUCAAAACACCUUAUGAGGACUUGUCAGAAGAAUUUCAGAGGUGGCAGACACGGUGCCUGCUGCAUGAUGUCUGCUGAUGGCUCCUGCAGAUGUGUCCCCUUUGGGGUGGUCUGACCAUGCUUCUGAUGAAAAAUUAAUUUUUUGGUUCUUGACAUCUGAACCUGAGUACGUGACCACGAAUGAGUGUCGACCCAGUCAGCAGCCAGGCCAUGGAGUUCUCUGAUGUCACCCUCAUUGAGGGUGUGGGUAAUGAGGUGACUGUGGUGGCAGGUGUGGUGGUGCUGAUUCUAGCCUUGGUCCUAGCUUGGCUCUCUACCUACGUAGCAGACAGCGGUAGCAACCAGCUCCUGGGCACCAUUGUGUCAGCUGGAGACACAUCCGUCCUCCACCUGGGGCAUGUGGACCAUCUAGUGGCAGGCCAAGGCACCCCAGAGCCAACCGAACUCCCCCAUCCAUCAGAGGGUAAUGACGAGAAGGCUGAAGAGGCUGGCGAAAGUGGGGGAGACUCCACAGGGGAGCCUGGAGCUGGGGGCGGUGUUGAGCCAAGCCUCGAGCAUCUGCUUGACAUCCAAGGCCUUCCCAAAAGAUACGCGGGCCCGGAAAGCAGCAGUCCAGAGGCCCCUCUGAGAUCUGAGGAUAGCGGCUGCCUCCCUCCCAGCCCCGGCCUCAUCAGUGUGCGGCUCAAAUUCCUCAAUGACACCGAGGAGCUGGCUGUGGCCAGGCCGGAGGAUACUGUGGGUGCCCUGAAGAGUAAAUACUUCCCUGGACAGGAGAGCCAGAUGAAACUCAUCUACCAGGGCCGUCUGCUGCAGGACCCAGCCCGCACACUGCGUUCCCUGAACAUUACCGACAACUGUGUGAUUCACUGCCACCGCUCACCCCCAGGGUCAGCUGUUCCAGGCCCUUCAGCCUCCCUGGCCCCCUCCUCGGCCACUGAACCCCCCAGCCUCGGCGUCAGUGUGGGCAGCCUCAUGGUGCCUGUGUUUGUGGUGCUGUUGGGUGUGGUCUGGUACUUCCGUAUCAAUUACCGCCAGUUCUUCACAGCACCUGCCACUGUCUCCCUGGUGGGGGUCACUGUCUUCUUCAGCUUCCUAGUAUUUGGGAUGUAUGGACGAUAAGGACAUAGGGAGAAAAUGAAAGGCAUGGUCUUCCUCCUUUAUGGCCUCCCCCCUUUCCUGGCCAGAGCUGGGCCCAAGGGCUUGGGAGGGAGGGAUGGAAAGGAUGUGGCAGGUCCUCCUCCAUAGGACAUAGGAGGCAGGUAAAGGACCUCCCCUUCACGUCCACAAGGGUACAGACAGCCCAUCUCUGUGCAAGCACAACUCAGGUAGAAACAAGGAUGUCCUCUUCCUUCACUUGUAGGGUCCUGAAGUUCAGAGCUGAGCUGAUGGCCCAGCUCAGUGGGGAGCCUGGGCUCCCGAG